CACGCCCAAAGACAUUUCAUUUGUCGCCAGCCGGCUCGCAAGGAGCACCUCAAAUUGGUCGCAGGGGUGGGUUUAAGAAAAAAAAACAAAAUCUGCAUUUUCAGAGCCCAACGAAAGUCAAGCCAUAAAAAGAAACUGGGAGCAUGAGGAGGUCCUCUGAGCCACGGGUCCGGCGGCUCGCGCCCGGGGCCGCCUGUCAGCCUGCGCGCGCACACACACCCGGUGAACACAUACUGCCUGGGUAGCUGGGGCCGUCGCAGACUUCCUCCGUCAUCCUCCUCUUCCCUCCAAGAAAGAGUGUGAGAGCCCCGGCGAGGGAAACGUGGGAAAGAGGAAGAAGAUGUACCAAGAGCUGCUCCUCUCCUCCGCCCUCCUCUUCCUCCAUGUGAUGGGCACUCCCCAGUUCUUCGGGCAUCAUGGAAGGAGGGCGUGCAGCGGCGACCUCCGACACAAUGUCAUCCUGGCAACAGAGUCCUACGCCCAGCCGGUGCACAAGCCCUACAUCACCCUGUGUCAAGGCCAUCGCCUCUGCAGCACAUACAAAACAACGUACUCGUUAGCUUACCGGCAGGUGAGCAGGAUAGCGUCGGCCUCGCAUUUCUACCCAGACUGCUGCCCCGGUUGGCGGAGAUUUCACUCACACAGCUGCAACCAAGCUCUGUGUGCAGAACCCUGUGCUAAUGGUGGCACCUGUUUGAAACCCAAUAAGUGCGCGUGCCCCCCCGGCUGGACGGGACACCGGUGCCAAACGGAUGCGGACGAGUGCGGCGGGCGGCAGCCGUGCGCCCAGCUGUGCGUGAACACAGCUGGGAGCUACAGAUGCGCCUGCAGAGACGGCUUCACGCUUGCGGGAGACGGACGGUCCUGUCACCAGCUUCCACCUCCGUCUCCGACACCCACCCAGGGCAGCCGGGCAGCAGUGGGUGGCCACGCCGACGCGGGAGGAAGCUUCGGCCUGGCGGAGAACGUCACAGAGGAGGUCCAGAGCCUGAGGAACAGAGUGGAGCUGCUGGAAAAGAAGCUGCAGCUGGUGUUGGCGCCAUUCAGCAGCAUCUUCCCGCCGCCGCUGGACGACAGCUUCCCGGAGAAGACCACCCUACUGUCCCACUCCUUCCGGCAGCUGGACCGCAUCGACUCCCUCAGCGAGCAGAUCGGCUUCCUGGAGGAGCGCCUCGGCACAUGUGAGCAGCCGAGCGCUUGGCAUUGGAUUCCUUGUUGCUCUCAGAAGAAGAAGGGGGAAAAAAAUAAAUAAAUAAAAAGAAGUUAAAAAAAAAAAAAAUCACUGGAUUUAGUCCAAAGUUACAGGGAAAGUUAUUUUCCAUGAAAGAAGAGCUCCAGAUAGCAGCUAAAAGUGCAGAUAAGACGACUGUCUAUAAUGUAAUACAGUUAAUAAAUGUAUUAUUAUUAAUAAAAUGAAAUAACAUGAUUAAAUCUUUAGCGUGUAACAUCAUAAUGUCCCUGGCUGUGUAAUGAUAGCUUAAAUAUAAAACAAAAGACACAAACAAAGUGAUAUAUUUGCUCUUAAAUUAUAAUCUAAUUAAGAAAGAGUGGAGUAAAGCGUCUCCAGACGAGUUUCCUGGCCAAGAAAAUCUCAUCUGGAGAGAUAAAAAAAUUAGCAUCGAAUUAUAAAUGCCGCAGAUAUUUCCAACAAUCAGCCUGAGGCUAUCCAAAUAACAGUUUUUAAUGCUUUUAAAAAAAAAAAUAAAAAAAAUAAUUACAAAACUCCAACCUUGAAGGCUCCUCGUUCGUUCAAACGCCUCUAGAGGCGGGAAGGAUCCUCACUCUGGAACGGCACCAGAUUCUGUUUCAUCUUGAACAGCACGUUAAAAAUCUGACAUCUUUUUCUUUUUUUUUUCUCUGCUCCUUUUCCAUUCGUGUUCAUGCUGUCGUAACUCUCUCCACAUUCUCUCCUCCAGGCUCUUGUCAGGAGGAUUAGCGGACAAGAAGGAAAAAAUCGUCAGAAGCCAUCUCGGAGCUUUUGUGACGCUGUGACGCAUGCACCCGGACAAAUGUUUGAUUUUUUUCCCCCACCAUUCCACAAAGAAAAAUUCAGUGAAAUUAGUUUUUUUGUUGUUAUUUUUGGUUUUCUAAGUUGAGUCUCUCCGUAUGGGGUCUUGAUUUUUUUUUUUGCAACGGUACCUGCAGCAGCGGGUCGGCCUCGCCGCCCUGCGUCGGUCGAAGCUUGACGUAUAGCCACUCGCAUCAGUGCAGCUGUGUUCUCCUGUGUCAGAGCUCCACCCUGGUCCCGGGGCCUUUUGCACACAUCUGUAUUUAUGUAUUUAAGUUAUGGUCACCUGUAGGCAUUCCUAAGUGCUCUUAGUUUUGAUCUAGUUUUGUAACGUUUUUUUGUAAUAAAAGUGUGAAUAAAAAAAA
This is a messenger RNA of Xiphophorus hellerii (green swordtail), 2373 nucleotides long. It is a transcript of the gene egfl7, whose product is annotated as EGF-like-domain, multiple 7. NCBI's taxonomy places the organism in Eukaryota, Metazoa, Chordata, Actinopteri, Cyprinodontiformes, Poeciliidae. The transcript has 8 exons. Gene Ontology annotation, cellular component: extracellular region; cell surface. The record is from RefSeq and is a predicted model, not a curated record. Gene Ontology annotation, molecular function: calcium ion binding; signaling receptor binding. Gene Ontology annotation, biological process: anatomical structure development. The coding region runs from base 341 to 1252 and encodes 303 amino acids.